AUGCUUAUUUCCUCGUUCGUCAGAGAACGAGGUAUGAUUGUCCAUACCAAAUACCACCGAAAAGUUGAGGCGAGUCAAGGUUAAGAUCAAUACAUAUAUCGAAUAUGUCCCAAGAGCGGUUAGUAUAAAAACUGAAAAGCAACUGAACUUAAUCAGUGGAUAUCUUCCAGUCUUAAAACAAACAUCAUGAACUCAAUCGCUGUUGUAGUUUUCUUUGCCGCCGUUGCUGCAGCAAGCGCAGGCAUAGUAGCUCCCAGUGGUUUGAUUGCCACCUCUUAUGCUGCACCAGCCCUUACAGCCUACUCUGCACCCCUUGCCUACAACGCACCUCUGGCCUAUUCUUCUCCCCUUGCUUACACCGCCUAUGCAGCUCCAAUUGCCUCUCUUGGACAUGCUUCUGAAAGUACUGUUAUUGCUGGACCUUCUGGUACCAUCACCAAGAGUGUAUCUACCCCAGCGAUUGCUGCGAGAUACGCUAUUCCCAGUACCUAUGCUUAUGGUGGACUCUAUUUGUAAAUGAAUGAAUUUUUGAGACUGAAAUAAA
Molecule: messenger RNA, 544 nt
Organism: Coccinella septempunctata (seven-spotted ladybird)
Lineage: Eukaryota; Metazoa; Arthropoda; Insecta; Coleoptera; Coccinellidae
Product: vitelline membrane protein Vm26Ab-like
Exons: 2
Coding region: 187-516 (109 amino acids)
Source: RefSeq, a predicted model, not a curated record